Molecule: messenger RNA, 6250 nt
Organism: Tupaia belangeri chinensis (Chinese tree shrew)
Lineage: Eukaryota; Metazoa; Chordata; Mammalia; Scandentia; Tupaiidae
Product: putative ATP-dependent RNA helicase DDX60
Exons: 38
Coding region: 140-5521 (1793 amino acids)
Cellular component (GO): cytoplasm
Molecular function (GO): nucleic acid binding; ATP binding
Source: RefSeq, a predicted model, not a curated record
AGCUGCCAGUCAUUCAGUUGGCAGAAGGGUAUAGUUCUAUCUGCCUUUCUAGAUCUUCUCAGGACACCUCUGAAGACUCAUCCAUCCUCUAACUUGCUUGCAGUUGAUCAGUGAAAGGGAAAACUCUUGACUACAGAUCAUGGCUUCUGCACCUGCUAUGUCACAUGAAAAACCAAACUCUAGUGAUGACAUCGACAGUGAGAGUGACAUUGAGAGUGAUGGCUCUACAGACAGUGAAACCACAGGGAGCAUAGCUUCAUUUGAUCAAUCUGAAGAAAAUUAUCUGAGCUCAGAAGAUGACAUAGAAGAACCAGCUUCUUGGCAAUUGCAGGUUAAAACCAAAACAAUGAAGCCUCCAAAAGUCAAAGCCAUAGGUGCUACCAGCUGCUAUUUAGGAUUCACUGAAUGUAAGAAAAUUCUAAGCAAGCUCUCAUUGCUGAUUUCAAAAACCCUGUCUAAAGCUAAAAUGAUAAGCUUACUUAAAGACUUUGUUGAGUCAGAAUUUUUCUUGAUUGACGGAGAUUCAUUACUCAUCACUUGUUUUCUCAAUGUGAACUUAAAGAAAGGACAAACUCUUCACUUCUUCUAUAUUGUGGAACAACUUCUGCAUGAUUUCAUCAAAAAAGAAGCCAAAUUUGCAGUUGUAUUUUUUAAGGAUGCAGAAAAUAUGUAUUUUGAUUUCCCUGAACUGGCAGCCCUUCGUGUCAUGUUGAUUCAACAUUUAAAACAAAAUACCGAAGUCAAUAUUUACACAGAAUUUUCCAAUUGUUUGUCACCAGAAUGGGAGAUAUUUCUUAAAGAUUGUUAUCCAUAUUUCCUAAUUGUCUCCGAAACUGGAAUAACUCCUCACCAAACAGACUUCUUAAACAUUCUUAUCAUUCAUGCUCUUCAGAAAAAAAUCAAUAUUGUACAAUCUUUGGGACUAGAGUCAGAUGUCCUUAGGAUUUAUGGAUACCAUGCCUCAAGUUGCUAUAGACACAAAGAGUUCUUUGAAAUGCAUGAGAAAAACCUGCAACAGAUCUUACAUGACUACCUAUUAGAGCAUUUCCGAAAGUCACAGAAAACAGAAAUAUUUCUGUAUGAUCACUUGAAACUAAAUUUGGGAGAGAUGCAGAAAGAGAUAGAUGGAAACUUGUCCUUGCUUCAGAACCUGUGGCCAGAAGGAGCUGAUAUCAGAAGUAUUGUAUGUUCUGUUUCAUGUUCUGUGACGCUGAAACUAUAUAAGAAAAUGUUACAGGAUGUACCAGACUGUGAAGAUCUAAACACAUGCACAGAAAUUCCUGAUGCACAGGAGGUGAUCAAAGCCCCAACACUAAAUGAAGCAGCAGACCUUUGCAGAAUGCAUUGCCUUAGUAUAGCUUUCCUUCAACAUUUACCUUUGCUUCAAAGAGCUAAGAGUAGAAUCAUUACUUCCAUUUGGGACAGGACACUUCAACCAUUUCUAAGAAUGCUAAAGAGGUGUGAAUUUUUCAUCCUAAAACAACUAACAUCUAGAAGUAAUUGGAAUGUGAAUUUCACCAACCUGCCAGACUUAACUGAUAAUAUUUUGUGGAAAAAUAUUGCUUAUUAUUAUGAAAUUGAAUACUGUAGAGGACUGAACUUGGAAUUGGGUGACACUUUGAAGCAUGAGUAUCACAAACUGUGGAACACAGUCUUAACCUUGGCAGGGGAGGAUGAUUUUGGAGAAUCCAUGCCUGUGAGGACAACUUCCAGACCAUUUCUUACAGAGAAAAAUACAUCACCUCAAGAAUCCAGUCAGGAAAUUCAUAAAUCAGGACUCAUUCCUCUGAAGUCUGAGAUUAUGGAAGAUUAUGCUGGAGAUAUUUUGUCAGAACUGUCUUUUCUAAGCAGUGGUGACCCAGCUGUUAUGUCUCUUUAUAAGAAGAAAGAAUUUGAUGAACUUAUACACUGGCAUUCUUCUAGACCUCUCAGUAAUGAUUUUGAAAGGACUAUGGACAGUAGUGCUGUCAAAUCUAAUGAUGCCAAAGAAAGGAGAAAAGUACAGAAAUUACAUCAUUUUUAUCAUUUCUUUGGAAAAUCUUUGAUAAGCCGUAACAGAGCAGUACAGAUUGUAAUAGGAAGACCUCUGCCUCCACUUCCAGCAAAUUCCUCUGGACACAAAAGAAGACAGCAGAAGAUGAAUGCAGAAAAAUUUACUGAAGAAAAUCAAAAGAAGCAGCUAGCUAAACUGAAAAAAAGGGAGGAAAAAAGGUGGAAUAACUUGUCCUUGUCUAUUGACAAAGAAAUUAAAGUGAAUCUGAACUCUGGAUUGAGAAGAUUAGAAGAUUUUCUCCAAGCAUGUCCUGUUAAAUCUGUAAAAUUUAUAGCAGAAAUGGUGGGAUUGGAAGCCUGUUUCAAAGUAUGGCUGAAAUACUGUCUAGAAUCAGAAGCAGAGCCCAAAGACCUAAGCAUAGUAAUUCAGUUGAUGAAAAGGAUUCACAUAAUCCAUGAAAAAUAUUCAGAAUUCUUAGAAAAUACACACAGACAAAAAUUAGCCAAAUAUCUGAAAUACAUUGGAUUUGACAACCUGGCACACUCAUUAUGUUCUCAGGUGAAGAAAUCAGAUAUAGAGAAAGAAAUUUCUAAAUAUUCAGUUCACAUGGGAGCAGCACGGUUUCAGUUAACACACAUGGGCCCACACUUACUUCGAGAAGAAAGGAGUGAUCCAGAUCCCAGGGUGCAGAAUUUUAUACCAGACACAUGGCAGAGGGAACUCCUUGAUGUUGUAGAUAAUAAUGAGUCUGCGGUGAUUGUUGCUCCAACUUCGUCAGGGAAAACCUAUGCGUCUUACUACUGCAUGGAGAAGAUCUUGAGAGAGAGCGAUGAAGGGGUGGUUGUAUAUGUUGCCCCAACAAAGGCUCUUGUAAAUCAAGUGGUGGCAACUGUCUACAGUUUGUUCAAAAAGUCCCUCCCAGAAGGAUUAGUGGUGUGUGGAGUUUUCACAAGAGACUACCGUCAUGACACCUUGAAUUGUCAGAUAUUGGUGACAGUACCUCAGUGUUUGGAAAUACUCUUGCUAGCACCUCAUAAUCAAAAGUGGGUCAAAAGGAUAAGAUAUGUCAUAUUUGAUGAGGUUCACUGUCUUGGUGGAGAAAUUGGAGCUGAAGUUUGGGAACAUCUUCUUGUUAUGAUUCGAUGUCCCUUUUUGGCACUUUCUGCUACUAUCAGUAAUCCUGAGCAUCUCACUGAGUGGUUGGCAUCAAUUAAAAGCUAUUGGCAACAAGUUGAAAGCACAAUGGAAAAUUCUGAUCCAUGCCAAAAUGUCUUGAAAGGGUCAAAGGAACAACAAAGAAAAAGAAUAGAAAAACCAUCAUACAGAGUUAGAUUGGUAUUGCACAAAGAGCGAUACAAUGAUAUAGAGAAGUAUGUGUGUUUCUUAAAGGAUAAUGACUUUAUCAUGGAACACUAUCACCCAUGUGCUGCUCUUACAGUCAACCAUAUAAAGAAAUAUGGAAUUCCCUCAGACCUUGCUCUAUCUCCUCGGGAAAGCAUACUGCUUUAUGAUGCUAUGGUACACAUUUGGCCGGAAUGGUCAAGAAUGCAGGAAUUAGAACCUGAAGAAUUCAGCUACUUCAAAAAUAAAGUAGUCAUCAUGAGACCGGAUGCUAAGAAGUAUGAAGAGGAACUGAAAAAAGAAAUGCUUCACUGGAUUGAGCAGGACCCAGACAAGGUGAAUUAUUUGCUGAUGUAUCUUAAACCUCAAACCUUUGACAGUGAAGAAGCUGAAAAAGAAAGAAUGUUUCCCUGUUUUGUGGAAAAACUUAAAGAAAUGAAUAGACUGCCUGCAAUUUUUUUUAUAUACAAUAUUCACUCAGUGGAAUAUUCAGCUUCACAACUUCAUACUAAUUUGGUAAAUAAACAAAAUACUCAGAAUUAUUCAAAUCCUGAAAGAGAGAACAAGUUGAUCAAGAAACUAUGGAAAGCAAUGAAGACCCAGAAAAAAAUUCAUAUGGCUGAUUCAAAAUCAGAUUCAACUGAUAGAAUUCAAAGAAUGACUUCAUUGGAGGCUGAAAUAGAGCAAAACAUUGAAAAAUAUUAUAAGGUUCCUGCAGACUGUACUUAUGCUGGUCAUCAAACUGUGGAUUAUAAGACUUUAAGGAAGAUCUUAUCCAGACUGUGUGAAACAAGACAAGGCUACAAACUGUUCAAACUAUUACACCGGGGCAUUGGAUAUCAUCACGGGGCAAUGGAAUAUAAAAAAAGACAAGUCGUAGAGAUGCUUUUCAGAUUGGGGCAUGUUCAGGUGGUAGCAGCAACCUCAACCCUUGCUUUGGGAAUUAAUAUGCCAUGUAAAACUGUUGUUUUUACUGCAGAUUCUGUUUUUUUGGAUGCUUUGAACUUUCGACAGAUGUCUGGUCGUGCAGGAAGACGAGGAGAAGAUAAUAUAGGAAAUGUAUUCUUCUAUAAUAUUCCAUUACCCAAGAUUCAAAGGCUUUUGAAGUCAAAUAUGCCUGAACUGAAGGGUCAGUUUCCUUUGAAGGUGUCCUUGAUCCUCAGACUUAUGAUAUUAGUUGCCAAAGCAGAUGACAAAGAGGAUGGCAAAGCAAAGGCAUUAUCCGUGCUCCAACAUUCACUGAUGUCCUUCAAGCAACCAAAGAUGAAGUCCAUUUUAAAAUUUUACUUUAUAUAUUCUUUGCAAUUCUUGGUCACAGAGGGAUACCUGAAUCAAGAAUGUAUUCCCAUUGGCUAUUCUGGACUUGUGUCCCAUUUACAUUAUCAUGAACCUGCAAAUUUUAUUUUCGUGAGCUUGCUGGUGAAAGGUUUAUUUCACAAAUUAUGUAUUCCAACCAACAAAAAUGGUCAGAAGAAAUUUUCUAAAGCUGUGAUGGAGACUUUAGUAGUGGUAUUAGCAAAUCUUUUUGGAAGAAGAUAUCUUUCGCCCUCUGAAGAGUUAAAGAAGAGAAGUUCUUAUUCAACGGUAAUUCUAGAUGAUCUUCCUGAGGACUUUACCAUGGUAGUAGAGGAACACAACAACAGAAUUAAAAAGCACUUUGGUUCCUUCCUUCUAACAAUUUCUAAGUUGGCUGACAUGAAAAAAGAAUACCAACUACCUCUCUCAAAAAUAGACUUUUUAGGUAAAGAAUGUGAAGACUCCGAAUUGGUCUCUCAUUUGAUGCCCGGGGCUGAAAGUAGAACUGCUAUCUCUCCUUUCGCUUGUCUGUCUAAUAUCACUGACCAAGAUUUAUUUGAUAUUAAUGUGAUAAAUGAUGCUAGGUUACAAACAAUUAAUGUGAGCACAAAUAACCUUCCUUUCCUUUGUUUGAAUAAAUAUAAGAAUGGGAGGAAAUGUCAAUUGAAUUCUUAUGCAUUGAACUUCUACAAAAAGGGAUCCCUGUCAGCUUUGACUAGAGAAAAUGGGUUAAAUAUCGGAGAUGCCUUUACUCUUAUCAGAGACUUUACACUUGUUAUUCAGUCCAUCAGGAUUUCACUUAGUGAAUUAUGUGAUGAUGAAAAUGACAAUGUUGUGUUGGCAUUUAAACAACUAAAUGAAACAUUCAAGAAAAAUCUUUGGAAAAAAUGAAGAUAUUGGCAGUGUUAAACUGUACUCAGAUACUAUGCUCCUGAAACUAGAUGGCAAGAUUUCCCCCAGCCCUUUACAUUUCAAGAAAUGGCUUUUGAUUUGAUUUACAAAAAACAAUCUUUCUCAUGUAACUUACAUAAGACUUGCAGAUUACUUUGUUUUCCAAUGGCAAUGCCUAAUCCACCUUCCAAAUUCCCAUUUUUGUAUCAUGAAUGAUUAGCUAAACCAUUUUCCCCCAGUCUGAACAUAAUAGCCGCCAAACUGACCAAAAUCUACUCAAGCUUUUUUCCUCCUUACAGCUCUCGAACUUUGACCCUUCUUCAGACUGAACUUCCACUGAAUAACCUCUUCCUAACUACUCCUCCUGAAAACUAGUGACAUUCAACUGUCCCAGACUGACUAUCCAAUCAACCAAAGACUUUCUCAUAUCGACUAUCCAAUCAUACCCACUCCCCAAUGCCUGGUUCUUUCUAGGCUUAUUUACUUAUCCUUAUAAAAGAAAAAUCCUUUUUUGCUGAUCUUUGAGACAUUGCAGAUUGUAUAGUCAGACCAUUCUCCUUAUUCCAACAGCCCCCACUUCCUACUGCCGUAUCUCCCCAUCGCAGUAGCUCUUUCCCAGAUUGUAAUGACCCUUACCCACUGCAAUGAGCCCCCUCUACCUAGUAAUCAUGAUUUCAAAUAAAGUUAUUCUCUCAUUACCUAUGUCCAGAUUUGUUUUUUGAGUUAAUA